Molecule: messenger RNA, 2294 nt
Organism: Ochlerotatus camptorhynchus
Lineage: Eukaryota; Metazoa; Arthropoda; Insecta; Diptera; Culicidae
Exons: 6
Coding region: 104-1168 (354 amino acids)
Molecular function (GO): oxidoreductase activity
Source: RefSeq, a predicted model, not a curated record
UGUAACAUCUACCUUUGUCGUUCAUGGCUGUUUCACAUUUGAAUACAGAAAUAUUCGAAUUAUUUUCUCAAUUGUAAAGUGCAUCCUUCAAUUCUUUCUGGCCAUGACUCCUACGAAGGAUGAAAGAAGAGUUCUGGAAUCAGUUAUUGGCAAAGAAGUGCAUUACAUUGAAGCUUUGGUCAACGAUGGAGCAAAUAUCCCGAUCGACGUUGAUGUUGGCAGCUACGAAAUUCAUCUACCGCCUUGGUAUGACGAGGAAAAAUUUAAGCGUGGUCAACAGUUUUUCCAGGAAAAUCUGUCCGCGGUGGUAACGGCCGGAUUUUGCGGCCUAAUUUCGGUGCUCGCCAUUCCUUCGAUAUUGGAAGUGCUGAUAUUCACCCAGCAAUCGUCAACGACGACGACGGCCUACAAGCGUUACGUACUCACCGUGCUGCAUACGUUGAAUUGGUACUUUGAGGAAUUGCGCCCGGGAUCCAAAUCAUGGAAAUCUCUGGAAUACGUACGUCGAAUUCACACCGUCAGUGGCAAACGAGCUAACGCGAAGGACUCGAGGAUGCUCGUUUCCCAAAAGGACGUCGCCAUUACACAGUUUGGUUUUGUGGGAUACGUUGUACUGAGCCACCGAAAACUCGGCGUUCAAUACAGCCGAGAAGGCAUGGAAGGAUUCAUUCAUCUGUGGCGAACUAUUGGCUUCAUGCUGGGACUGGAGGACCGAUUCAACCUGUGCACCGAUGAGCUCAACGCUUCCUACCAAAGAAUGAUGCUGGUAAACGACCACUUUAUGCGUCCCGGGUUGCAGAACCCUAGCGCCGAGUUCACCCAUAUGACCCGAGCCAUGAUCGAUGGGAUGUGGUGCUACAGUACGUUAUUGGAGUAUGAUGCGUUCAUGUUUCUCACCAGGCGUCUGUCGAGUGUUCCCGGUCACUACUACUGGUCCGUUGAACCUCGAGAUGGCACCAGGCCUGUUUAUAAGGACCUAGGUUGGUUUAGCCGGGUGAUGCUGUUUGUACUUAUGACGAUCCACGAAGUUCUACUGAAUAUUACCGUGCUACGAUUGUACAGCAAUUGGAUGUUCCGAUUCAAUACGAACGUAGUUAAUAAGUACUUCCCCGUGUUGGCAAUGGUGAAGCAUGGUUUAAGGAAAGCCUAUGUGAAAAUUGUUUAUUGAAGGAAAAUAAAUGUAAGGUUUGAGUAAGAUUUCGUGCAUAAACUGCAGAUCAGAUUGAGUGGAAUCUGUGAACAAAUCGUGAUCAAGAAUGAUCUGAAGCUGAAGCACUUUUAGCGGCCACUUUAAUAGAGUCUGAUGGUGGAUAUGCCUUAUUCUUCAAGAAUUACAGAAACUCCUUCCUCAGAUCUGAACUUCACUGGAGGUUUGAUUGAUUUAGUUUUGUUUGCAGUUUCAUUAAUUGCACAGCUGAAUUUUCGCUAAUAACUUGAUCAAAAUUAGCACAUUCCUUCCAGCCUUCUUCCCUUAACUUCAGCGCAGUGUAGAGUAGUUCAGAGGUUGUGUGUUAUGCUCAUACAUUCUCCAAAACAAAACAUAACGAAAACAGGUAAGUUUUUAUCUGUUAUACAACUACCUUUUGGUUCGAAUUGAUAAUUCUGCGGAGGACACCGAUGGCCGGUCAAUUUUCUUUUUGUUGUCUGCUUCAACCAUUCAGCGUGUUGCGAUAAAUAGGCGCCGAGCUUACGGUUACAUUGGUCCCAUUUUUAAAUCAGUGUAAUGCUAAAUCGCAAAUCGCUACUUGAAACACUUGCAUAGGCUUUAUCAAAUUUCGCAAUAGACCAUUUAUCACCUAUUUGAUCUAAGAAAAUGUUUAGUAUUUUUGCUUUUUGAACAUCUCGUGGUUCCGAAAUAGUUUCUCGAAUGACGUUGAACCACAGAGAACAGACGUUCAACUGCAGUCAGAAACUUCUGUAAAGGGUAGGGGUUAAAAUUGCCGUUACGGCCGCUAGAAUUUUCUGAUUUCCUCUAUAAAUUUGGCAUCAAUGACCAAUUUGUCAAUAAAUACUAUUGCCCAAUUGGUCAUUGAAGGCGAAUCAAUUUUCUGUUAAAAAUUGCCACUGACAGCACUGCCAUUUGGUGAAUUUUCACUUAAAUUUGUCAGAUGGAAAUUUUUCAAAUAAACCUGCUAUUCUUAGCUGCAUACAGCUGUCGUGACCGGACCGAGGUUUCCAGCCUCGGACACGGCUACACGAAUUAGCGAUGCAGCUCCCACGGGUGCGGCUUUUUCUAUUGCUGUUCCUGCCAGAGCUGGUAAAUAUCACGGCCAUCAUAUGACGACGAGUAAACA